AUGUCUCCAGCAAGAGUGGGCGAAAAGUGGUGGAAGAACGCUAUUAUCUACCAAAUCUACCCUGCCAGCUUCAAAGAUUCCAACAAUGAUGGCAUUGGCGAUAUCCCAGGCAUCAUCUCAUCCCUUGACUACAUUACAAGUCUUGGUGUUGAUGUGAUCUGGUUAUGUCCCAUGUACGACAGUCCCCAGAUUGAUAUGGGCUAUGAUGUCGCCGACUACGAGAAGGUGUAUGAGCCCUACGGCACCGUGGAAGAUAUGGAAGUUCUCAUCGAUGCAUGCCAUGAGCGAGGACUCCGUAUAAUCCUUGACUUAGUGGUCAACCACACCUCCGACCAACACAAAUGGUUCCAAGAAUCCCGUUCUUCAAAGACAAAUCCAAAGCGUGACUGGUAUAUCUGGAAGCCGGCCAAGUAUGAUGCCAACGGCAAGCGUCAGCCCCCGAAUAAUUGGCGCAGUAUCUUCGGUGGUAGUGCGUGGGAAUGGGAUGAGACUACGGAGGAAUAUUACCUCCACCUCUUUUGUGUUGAGCAACCUGAUGUCAACUGGGAGAAUGCUGUGGCUCGUCGGGCGAUCUAUGAGUCUGCGAUGGAGUUCUGGUUGAAGAAAGGGGUGGAUGGCUUCCGUGUUGACACGGUCAAUAUGUACAGCAAGCAGCCGGGUCUUGGUGAUGCGCCAGUUCUUGAUCCAAAAUCCGACACGCAGGUUGCUUUCUCGCAAUUCUGUAAUGGUCCUCGCAUUCAUGAGUAUCUCCGUGAAAUGAACGAUGUCCUUUCCAAGUAUGAUGCCAUGACUGUUGGCGAGUGUCCCAAUACGCAUACUCUGGAUGGCGUACUUCGAUACGUCUCAGCAGCUGAGAAGCAAUUGAGCAUGGUCUUCCAAUUUGACCUAGUGGAUCUGGGUAUGGGCAAGGACUAUAAAUUCUUAACCACGUUCCCUGGCUGGACACUGCGAGACUUGAAAUCAGCCGUGAAGAGCACCCAAGAUAUCAUCAAAGGCACCGAUGCGUGGACUACGGUGUUUAUGGAAAACCACGACCAAGGCCGCUCUGUCACUCGCUUUGGUUCUGACAAGACACCUGAGCUAAGGGUUCGUUCUGCAAAGAUGCUAGCCAUGAUGCAAAGCACUCUUUCUGGUACUCAAUUUAUAUACCAAGGCCAGGAGAUUGGAAUGGUCAACGCCCCCAAAGAAUGGACAAUUGACGAGUACAAAGACAUCGAUAGUACCAACUAUUACCAGAUGACCAGCAAGGUUACGAAUAACGACCCCGUGGAAUUGGAAAACGCGAUGGCUUCUCUGCAGCAUCUGGCUCGAGAUCACUCUCGACUUCCCAUGCAAUGGAGUGCUGACGCCAACGCGGGCUUUUCGCCUUCUUCCUCGGCAAAGCCGUGGAUGCGCCCGCACGACAAUUAUCCCGAGCUCAAUGUGAAAUUGCAGGAGACGGAUGAUGCUUCUGUUCUAUCAUUCUGGAAACAGAUGACUAGACUACGCAAGGAGUAUGCCGACGCUAUGGUCUUUGGAGAGUUUGAGAUUCUCGACGAGCCGAACCAGAACGUCUUUACAUAUACCAAGAAGGGUCAGAACACGAGCCUAUUGGUUGUUUUGAACUUCUCGGACAAAGUACAGACGUUUGAAAAACCGGAUACACUGAUGGCUGAUAACUGGAAGUUGCUGGUUGGCAAUGUAGAGGGUCCUAGUGAGGAAUUACAGGCGUUUGAGGGAAGAGUUAUUUUGAUUUAG
Molecule: messenger RNA, 1737 nt
Organism: Penicillium canescens
Lineage: Eukaryota; Fungi; Ascomycota; Eurotiomycetes; Eurotiales; Aspergillaceae
Product: glycoside hydrolase family 13 protein
Exons: 1
Coding region: 1-1737 (578 amino acids)
Biological process (GO): oligosaccharide catabolic process
Molecular function (GO): alpha-amylase activity
Source: RefSeq, a predicted model, not a curated record